This is a messenger RNA of Thamnophis sirtalis, 950 nucleotides long. NCBI's taxonomy places the organism in Eukaryota, Metazoa, Chordata, Lepidosauria, Squamata, Natricidae. The record is from RefSeq and is a predicted model, not a curated record.
GCUGGAGAGCUGGCAGUACGAGGAAUGGGGGUCCCAGGUGACGGUCGUCUCCAGUGACAUGCGCGAGUGGGAGGCCCCCGAGAAAGCGGAUCUGAUGGUGUCAGAACUGCUGGGCUCCUUCGCCGACAACGAGCUGUCCCCAGAGUGUCUGGAUGGGGCGGAACAUUGCCUGAAAGAGGGAGGGGUGAGCAUCCCCCACCAUUACACCUCCUUCUUGGGUCCCAUCUCGUCCUCAAAGCUCUACAACGAAGUUCGGGCCUGUCGUGAGAAGGAUCGCGAUCCGGAGGCUCAAUUUGAAAUGCCCUAUGUUGUUCGUCUUCACAACUUCCACCAGCUGGCGCCUCCGAAAGCCUGCUUCUCCUUCAAACACCCCAAUCCAGACCCUCUCAAGGACAACAACCGUUACCAAACGCUGGAAUUCCAGGUGGACGUGAAUACGGUGCUUCACGGCUUCGCCGGCUACUUUGAGACCACGCUCUACGGGGACAUCACACUCAGUAUUCGGCCUGAGACUCAUUCGCCUGGCAUGUUUUCAUGGUUCCCUAUUUUUUUCCCCAUUAAGCAACCCAUGAGCGUGCAGGCGGGCGAGAAGAUCCGAGUGGCCUUCUGGCGUUGCAGCAACUCUAAGAAAGUGUGGUAUGAGUGGGCUGUGGUUUCCCCGAUGUGUUCGGUCAUCCACAAUCCCACAGGACGUUCCUACACCAUUGGACUGUGAGCAGGAGUUUCCUCGGUUCCCCCCCGACGCUCCGUCCCCGAGACGCGAGGAAGUUUCUUCCGCGUUGCCCUCGGACAAGAGAAGAGACUUGGUUUUUCUACGCAGAGUCACAAGAUCUUCAACAUUUGCUGGGUGCAGGUUGGGGCAAAGUCUUUGGCUUUUGCUGUUUCUACCUGCCUCGAUCAUGUUUUUCGGUCAGUGAAAUUUCAAUAAAAUUGCUGAAAUGUGUCUCGGU